Messenger RNA from Candidozyma haemuli, 387 nucleotides. RefSeq names its product DNA-directed RNA polymerase core subunit (gene RPC19). Bases 1 to 387 code for a protein of 128 amino acids. The transcript has a single exon. Gene Ontology annotation, biological process: DNA-templated transcription. NCBI's taxonomy places the organism in Eukaryota, Fungi, Ascomycota, Pichiomycetes, Serinales, Metschnikowiaceae. The record is from RefSeq and is a predicted model, not a curated record. Gene Ontology annotation, molecular function: DNA binding; protein dimerization activity; DNA-directed RNA polymerase activity. Gene Ontology annotation, cellular component: RNA polymerase I complex; RNA polymerase III complex.
AUGGCCGAAGUCACCGACAUACCCAUGGAAAACGACGUUGACGUUGAUGUCAGCGAACAAGAAUACGAUACAGACAAAAUCAGGUUAUUGCCUGGCUCCUCGGACGACGGCACGGCCUCUUCGUUCCAGAUCAUCGACGAAGACCAUACUUUGGGCAAUGCUCUAAGAUACAUCAUCAUGAAGAACCCAGAGGUGGAGUUUUGUGGUUAUUCGAUUCCACAUCCUUCGGAAAACAAGUUGAACGUGCGUAUCCAGACGUACGGGAACAUUACGGCGUUGGAAGCGUUGCACCAGGGCAUGGACAACUUGUCUGAGUUGUGUACGCAUAUUGAGGAGACGUUUACGGAGAAGGUGGAGGCUGGCGGGUAUGCCACGACGGAGCCGUGA